Messenger RNA from Thecamonas trahens ATCC 50062, 1369 nucleotides. Its product is annotated as DEAD-box ATP-dependent RNA helicase 56. The coding region runs from base 44 to 1321 and encodes 425 amino acids. NCBI's taxonomy places the organism in Eukaryota, Apusomonadida, Apusomonadidae. Gene Ontology annotation, molecular function: RNA binding; ATP binding; RNA helicase activity. The record is from RefSeq and is a predicted model, not a curated record. The transcript is spliced from 2 exons.
GGUCGGCUUUCGGCACCACUUCACCCCCACCUCCCUGAGCAACAUGGCUGCCAACGACCCGCUGAUGGACGACGACCUUGUCGAUUACGAGGACGAUGCCGUGCUCAAUGAGGUUGCGCCUGCUGCCGACGAGGAGUCGAACAAGGCCGGUGACUAUGUGGGCAUCCACUCGUCUGGCUUCCGCGACCUCCUGCUCAAGCCCGAGCUCAUCCAUGCCAUUGUGGACUGCGGUUUCGAGGCGCCGUCCGAGGUGCAGCACCAGUGCAUUCCGCAGGCGAUCCUCGGCUCGGACGUGAUCUGCCAGGCCAAGUCGGGCAUGGGCAAGACGGCAGUGUUUGUCAUUGCGUCGCUCCAGCAGCUCGAGCCGGUCGAUGGCGAGACGCACGUGAUUGUGCUCUGCCACGCGCGUGAGCUUGCCUUCCAGAUUGCGCACGAGUACGAGCGGUUCUCCAAGUACAUGCCUGCGGUCAAGACGGCUGUGUUCUACGGCGGCGUGCCGAUCAAGACGCACCGCGACCAGCUCAAGAACGAGUACCCGCAUGUGGUUGUGGGCACGCCCGGGCGCACGCUCCAGCUUGUUCGCGAGAACGCGCUCAAGCUCGCCAACGUCCGCCACUUUAUUGUGGACGAGUGCGACCGCGUGCUCGAGUCGCUCGACAUGCGCCGCGACAUCCAGGAGAUCUUCCGUGCCACGCCGCACGACAAGCAGGUCAUGAUGUUCUCGGCGACGCUCGACGAGGAGAUGUCGGCCAUCUGCGAGAAGUUCAUGAACGACCCGAUGAAGAUCCUCAUCAACUCGUCCAAGCUCACGCUCCACGGCCUCCAGCAGCACUACAUCAAGCUUGCCGAGGAGGAGAAGAACCGCAAGCUCAACAACCUGCUCGACGCGCUCCAGUUCAACCAGGUCGUCAUCUUUGUCAACAAGGUCUCGCGCGCCAAGGCCCUCAACAAGCUCCUGGUCGAGUACUCGUUCCCGUCGAUCUGCAUCCACUCGGCACUCCGCCAGGACGAGCGCAUUGCCCGCUACAAGUCGUUCAAGGACUUUAACCACCGCAUCCUCGUCGCCACCGACCUCUUUGGCCGCGGCAUCGACAUCGAGCGCGUCAACAUCGUCAUCAACUACGACAUGCCCACCGACCACAUGCAGUACCUGCACCGUGUCGGCCGCGCCGGCCGCUUCGGCACCAAGGGUCUCGCCAUCUCGUUUGUCACCGGCAACGCCGAGGACGCCGACAUCCUCGAGAAGGUCCAGUCGCACUUUGAGGUCAACAUCACCGAGCUGCCCGACGUUGUCGACUCGGCCUCGUACAUGAACAACUAAGCUUGGUUAAGCUUUGUGCUUUGCAGUAACACGCAGCCCCACUCUCGU